Molecule: messenger RNA, 2657 nt
Organism: Cheilinus undulatus (humphead wrasse)
Lineage: Eukaryota; Metazoa; Chordata; Actinopteri; Labriformes; Labridae
Product: BICD family-like cargo adapter 1
Exons: 10
Coding region: 266-1894 (542 amino acids)
Biological process (GO): Golgi to secretory granule transport; vesicle transport along microtubule
Source: RefSeq, a predicted model, not a curated record
GCAACAGUUGCUCAGGUGACUGAAGGACACUCCCACCUGCACGCAGACAGACAUCUGUUGGUGACAGCCGGAGCAGCUCGUGCCCAGAGUGGAGCUCAAACCUUCAGCGUCACUCAGAGAGAGAAAGAGAGAGCAGCCACAUGCUGCAGGUGUAAUAGAUGGAUAAGUUACCAACACACUAAUGGCGCUGUUUUUCGUGUCUUAAUUUUAAAAAGUGCAUCACUUCAGGGAUUGAGCGUUUGAAUUUGAUCACAGCCCUUCAGUUAUGGACCGACUGGAUGAAUGGAGCUUCAAGCCCAAGAGUCUGGAGCUGGAGGAGGAUUUCUACUUCGACUACGGAGCGGAGGAAAUAACAGAUUAUCAAGACCCCAACGAACUCCUGGCUGCUCUGAAACAAAAGGAGGAAGAGGUUAUUUUGGCAGCCCAGCUGGGAAACGCAUUGCUCCUGGAAAACCGUCAGUUAAAAGAACAGGGAGAAAAACUUCAUGAACAAUACGCUGACAAGCUGGAGGAGCUGGAGCAGGGCAGGCAUGAGCUGCGGCUAAAGCUGGAGGGCUGCCAGUCCCAGUGGGAGAGCCAGGUGGGAGACCUGGAGCGUGAUGUUAGGGAGCUGAGUGCUGAGGUGGAACAGCUCACUCAGGCCCUCAGUGAGGCCGAGAAGGACAAGAGCCGUGCCCAGCAACAGCACAGCGAGGAGACGCAGCGGCUCAGGGAGCAGCUCCACACGGCGAUGGAGGUGGAGAGAGCCAUGUCCAGUGAGCUCCAGGCUCUAAAACAAGAGCUCCAACAAAAAGUGAACCACAGCCGGCCGCAGGAGGAGGAGCUGAUAAGUGCCAUGAGGGAGCAGGUGCUUCGUCUCACCCAGAAGGAGCAGGUGCUCGAGGAACGUCUGGAGUCUGUGUGUCGAGAAAACACUGAGCUGAGGGCCAGUUUGGCCUCUUUACAUGCCCGCCUGGCUCUGCAUGACCAACUGAACCAGCAGCACAGCCAGCAGCUAGCAGAGGCGUGGCAGGAGGUGGAAGCAGCGCGGGGUCGCUCUCAGCAGCUGCAAGCACAGGUGGAGGAGCUUCAGGAGGAGGUUUCCCUGCAGGAAGCCAGGAGCCAAGGAGACGCCUCCAUACUCUCUGAGCUGGAGAACAGUCUGGAGACAGCGACACUGGGAAUCGGCAAAGAAGAGAUAAAGCAAGAAAUGGGCUCCAUCCUUCAGUUACUGCUCCCACUGACCCAGCAGCUGAACAGCACAGAGACUUCAGAGAUUGUGGGUCAGCAACAGGACCUGCAGGCGUUGCUGCUGCAGCUGAAGGGAGUGGCUCAAACUUUGGCCCAGACGUCCGACUCUCAGGAGCUGAGUCGGGCCUUUGUUGACGAGACGGGUGAUCAGUGUGGGAAUCUGAGCACAGCACAGGAGCUGAGAGAUCAGAACGCUGUGCUGCAGCAGCAAAAUGCAGAGCUAAGGCAGAAACUACAGAGCAUGCAGGAGAACACUGAAGCUGUCAAACAGGCCAUCAGGGACCGAGAUGAAGCCAUCGCCAAGAAGAACCUGAUGGAGGCUGAGUUGGUGAGAAGUAAAAAUGACAUGAUGUGUCUCAACAACCAGCUGUUAGAAGCUAUCCAACGGAAACUUGAGCUGUCACAGGAGCUGGAGGCCUGGCAGGAUGAUAUCCAGAUCAUUAUCAACCAGCAGCUUAGGACUCAGCAGCAGUCGGAGCUUCCUCAGAAGAAGUCACCAUCAAAUGGCAUGUCCUUCUUCCGCCGACCCAGCAAGGCGACCUCCACCUGGACACGCCAGCCCUCCUCCUCUUCCACCUGGAGUUCAGACUCUAAUCAGGACAAAACCCAAUCCCCCUGGAGGGACUGGCUAAGACGGGGGAAAGGAGUGCAGUAUGGGAAAUAAGACAUUAGAAAAAACUGAAGCUCUUUAAGGCAAAAAAAUAAGUCGGAAGAGCAGUUUCUGUACAUCAAGUAUGGUGAAAAGAAGCCAUGGAGACACUUUGAAUACAAAACUGAACAACAGAGCCACUACUAACAAAGACAUUUUCAAGAAACACUUACCUGAACACAUUUCACUGAGGCUGAGCCUUUCUAAUACUGUGACAACACUAGAUAUUUCACAGAAUAAUGUUAAAGCUUUGCUUGAGACUGUAAAUAUUGUGCCUUAUUUUAUAAUAUUAUAAAUGUAUGUUUAUGUCUGAUACUUUUUACAUGGUAUUAAAAGUAGGUGUAAAAAGUGUGUUCAUAUUAUUUAAUGUCACAGAUCAGAGGGAAAGAAGUCAGCAGUAAAUUCAUGAUCAAACUGUUGAGUUUUCAUACUGAUUUUUUCCUUUACAUAUCAAGUUUGAAAAGAGAAACUGUCAGUUUUGCUUGAAAAAGCGAAACAUGCUACCAUUUUGAUUGUAUGAAAAAACACUAUGUAUUCACAAACAUUCAUGAAGCUAUUUUUAUACAAUUUUGUGUUAUAUGUUCUCUGCAUGAUAAUUUGAUAUGCAAUGUGUUUGUUCUGUGGCUCAGUGCUCAGUAUUAAAGAUGCGUAGUACAAACUGUGUUUUGUCUCCUGAGCUGCCAGACUAAUAACAUCUAUAGUGAUUGUUAAAUCACUUCAUUAAACAGCUGUUCAGGUUGAGAAUACCGACAUUUAACAAAAUGGAAAGGGGUAAAUG